This is a messenger RNA of Emericellopsis atlantica, 2478 nucleotides long. RefSeq names its product pyridine nucleotide-disulfide oxidoreductase-domain-containing protein. Lineage: Eukaryota; Fungi; Ascomycota; Sordariomycetes; Hypocreales; Bionectriaceae. The record is from RefSeq and is a predicted model, not a curated record. The coding region runs from base 235 to 2286 and encodes 683 amino acids. The transcript has 2 exons. Gene Ontology annotation, molecular function: calcium ion binding; NADH dehydrogenase activity.
AAUGUUCCCUCAGAGACAAUAAUUACCUGACCUGAGCUUUCAUCCUCGUCAGAUCCAGCCAAUUCUUCCACACGAGAUUUGAGUCAAUUCUACACGAGCCUUUUCUUCCAAACUUCCGAGUUUGCGACCAUGUUUUUCAAGCAACACUAAUCGACUGUAACACCUCUGCCCUUCUACAUCGGGUCGCUGGACGUCUCGACGACCUCAUACCUUGUGACGCCUGCGGUCGCCGUGAUGUCUUCAGCAUCAUCCAUUCGCGCACCGGCGCGCUUGAUAGCUACCGGUCUCCGGAGCAGCACUUCGAGGGCAACUAUUCCUCCCCUACCGCGUCUCUACCCUCAUCAAUCGCGCACAAUCCUCAGCUUCCUCCGUUCCGAAACCUCAAAGUCGAAGAGUGUUCAACUACCGAGUCACUUCUUCUCUCGCGCCCUGUCAGGUAAACCUCUGCCGCAGGUCAAGUCGAAGGCCCUCAACUACACAUACCGCCUGGCAGCGUGGGUGGGCGCCUCCCUGACGGUGGUUGGCGUAGGCGUUAUUGGCUUCUUCCUGUACGAUGCCUCUACGUACAAAGACCACAGCACGCACAGCGACAUUGACGUCUCGCAGCUUGCCCUCCAGCCGCGACGAGGAGGACCCAAGAACCUCCCGAUAGCCGAUGUCUUCAUUGACGAUGAUGACUCGGAAGCCAAACGCAAGCUGAAGCAAAAGCCACGGUUGGUUAUCUUGGGCGGAGGCUGGGGUGGUGUUGCUCUCCUGAAGGACCUGAAUCCUGACGAGUACCACGUAACAGUCAUCUCGCCCACCAACUACUUCUUGUUCACGCCUAUGCUUCCGUCCGCUACUGUGGGAACGCUCUCGUUGAGAUCUCUCGUUGAGCCCAUCCGCCGCAUCCUCAGUCGUGUCAAUGGUCACUUCAUUCGCGCCAAAGCCGAAGACAUCGAAUUCUCGCACAAGCUGAUUGAGGUUGCCCAGACCGACCCAGAGGGUCGCGAAGUGCGCUUCUAUGUUCCUUACGAUAAAGUUGUCCUAGCUGUUGGCUCCACCACCAAUCCUCAUGGUGUAAAGGGACUCGAGCACGCAUUCUUCCUCAAGAACAUUGAUGACGCGCGUACCAUUCGCAACCGCGUCAUCCACAACCUCGAGCUCGCCUGCCUGCCUACCACGUCCGACGAGGAGCGCAAGCGACUACUGUCCUUUGUCGUGAGUGGCGGUGGCCCUACUGGAGUCGAGUUCGCCGCCGAGCUCUACGAUUUGCUCAAUGAGGAUCUUUCACGUCACUUCCCCCGUCUAUUGCGAAACGAAAUAUCGGUUCAUAUCAUCCAGAGCCGCGGCCACAUUCUGAACACGUACGACGAGACGUUGUCAAAGUACGCCGAAGACCGAUUUGCCCGCGAUCAGGUUGACGUUAUGACCAAUGCGCGUGUGAAGGAGGUCCAGCCCGAGAAGAUUAUCUUCACCCAGAAGGAGCCAGAUGGCUCGCUUCAAACCAAGGAGCUUCCGAUAGGAUUCUGUCUAUGGUCGACGGGAGUCGCACCUGCGGCCAUCAGCAAAACUCUUGCCGAGAAGCUAGGAGAAUAUCAGACCAACCGGCAUGCUCUCGAGACUGAUACCCACCUUCGAGUCAACGGAACGCCGCUGGGAGAUGUCUAUGCCAUUGGCGAUUGUUCAACGGUGCAAAACAAUGUUGCUGAUCACAUCAUUACCUUCCUGCGAAGCACGGCUUGGAAGCGCGGCCAUGACCCCGAAACUGUCCAGCUGCACUUUGGUGACUGGCGCCAGGUAGCCCAGGAUGUGAAGAAGCGAUUUCCCCAGGCAGCCGACCACCUGAAGCGCCUCGACAAGCUGUUCUCCGAAUUCGAUAAGGAUCACUCGGGCACACUUGACUUUGGCGAGCUGCGGGAGCUGCUGAAGCAGAUUGACAACAAGCUCACUUCGCUGCCUGCAACAGCCCAGCGCGCGCACCAGCAGGGCCAAUACCUCGCCAAGAAGUUCAACAAGAUGGCCCAGGUCGCAGAAGGCCUCCACGCCAACGAUAUCCGAGACGGCGACCUGGAUGCGGCGACGUACAAGGCUUUCGAGUACCACCACCUGGGCAGCCUUGCAUACAUUGGCAAUUCCGCUGUUUUUGACUUGGGCGAGGGCUGGAACCUGGCAGGCGGCCUAUGGGCAGUCUAUACAUGGCGGUCUGUGUACUUUGCCCAGAGCGUCAGUUUGAGAACGCGGUUGCUGAUGGCGAUGGACUGGGUAAAGAGAGGAUUGUUCGGCAGAGAUCUUAUCAGCUUCUAGAGUGACGAGCGUCCGUAAUUACACCUUGGAUCAAUAUUCGGAGAAAGAUUUAGAAUGAUGAUUACUUGUGACCAAAAUGGCAGAGUCCAAGAUAAUCGGGCUAUAGGGGUGGGUUUCUCACUGUCGAUACAGCCAGGACGAGGACAAAUGAUAGAUAGCGCUGUCUAAAUGACAAAGUCUUUGUGCGUCCAC